This is a messenger RNA of Pungitius pungitius (ninespine stickleback), 1359 nucleotides long. RefSeq names its product G-protein coupled estrogen receptor 1-like. Bases 289 to 1359 code for a protein of 356 amino acids. NCBI's taxonomy places the organism in Eukaryota, Metazoa, Chordata, Actinopteri, Perciformes, Gasterosteidae. Gene Ontology annotation, cellular component: membrane. The transcript has a single exon. The record is from RefSeq and is a predicted model, not a curated record. Gene Ontology annotation, biological process: cellular response to estradiol stimulus; G protein-coupled receptor signaling pathway. Gene Ontology annotation, molecular function: nuclear estrogen receptor activity; G protein-coupled receptor activity.
AAUCCUGAAUUGUCCAAUAAUGAAAAUUAACUCAUAUUAGAUUGUUUUACUGUAAUUCUUUGAUACGGUAAAGAGAUGAUUCGGUCUCACACUAAAAGUGUAUUCAGUCAAGAGUUUAUCCCACUCUAGAGAAGCUGAAAUCCCGCUCAACCUACUGCCGUUCUGCUCCCCGUCUAGUUCAAAGAGCGAUCAUCUCUACGCAGCCAAGAGGAAAACACAGAUGCCAGCAGUCUCAACUGGGCUGAAGCCGUGGAAUAGGGGCCCCAGUAGAGCCCGAUUGAGGUUAAUAUGGACACGACCACCAUGUGCGUGGACCACUUAGUCGUCACCGAUCAGAUAAACGAAACGAAGGCCGUGGUCUCAAAUUUAUUGCAGGCGACCCCGGACGCUGGCCAGGUUUAUAUUGUCAGCCUCUUCCUCUCCAGCAUGUACAUCAUCUUCCUGUUCCCGGUCGGCUUCCUCGGGAACCUCCUGAUCCUAGUGGUCAACCUGAGCCACAAGGGCCACUUGACAUCCCCGGACGUCUACUUUGUGAACCUGGCGGCGGCAGACCUCUUCCUCGUGGGCGACUCCCUGAUCGAGGUGUUCAACCUGAGGCAGGGCUACUACAACAAGCCCGGCCUCUGCACCUUGAUGAAGCUCUUCCAGCAGGUCAACAUGUACAGCAGCGUCUUCUUCUUGACGUGGAUGAGCAUCGACCGCUUCGUGGCCCUGACGGGCUCGAUCGGGCGCCGGAUGCCGCACGCGCGCCUCAGCUGCUGCAUCAUCUGGGUGUGCUCGUCCCUGCUCACCGUGCUGCCCUUCGUCGCGGCGCAGAGGCAGCACGUCGGAGAGCUCCACUUCUGCUUCGCCGACGUCACCCAGAUUCAGUGGCUGGAGGUCAUGCUGGGCUUCGUGCUGCCUUUCUGCGUCCUGGGCGUGUGCUACUUCAGAAUAGCGCGCGUGCUCCAGCGGAGCCAGAGGGGGCGAGAAGGCCUGCCCGGCAGGCAGAAGGCCCUGCGGAUGAUCUCGGCGGCCGUGGUGGUCUUCUUCCUCUGCUGGCUCCCGGAGAACGUGUUUGUGAGUUUCCACCUCCUAAGCGGCGACACGUACCGCGCCAGCGUGUGGCAGGACUACCCCCUGACAGGCCACGCCGUCAGGCUGGCGGCCUUCUCCAACAGUUGCCUGAACCCGCUCAUCUACAGCUUCCUUGGGGAGACUUUUCAGGAGAAACUGAGGACCCGGUGGACCAAGCAGCACAGGUCGGCCUCGGGAAAAUCCUUCUCUGCACCAGUUGCAAACACGGGUGGCCAUGCGAAAUGCAACAGGCCAAGCUACGCCACGCAUUUAACGCCCCACGACCCUUCCUCAAACGGAUGA